GGAAAAACCAGCUGCCCGAGUGUUUUUGGAUUACAGACUCCAAAAAAACAACACUUUAGUCAUGCAGUUCUUUGAUUGUGACUGCCCAACUUGUAUAUUUCAUCCCACUUCUAACUUGAGAAAACACCUGGCAGGAGGACCUGACAUGGAUCCAUGAGUCUAAAUGAAGUGGUUCCGACAUGCAAUGUUCCUGGAAGGCAGUGAUCCUUCUGGCUUUGGCCUCCAUCGCCAUCCAGUACACAGCCAUCCGUACACUCACCUCCAAGCCUUUCCAGUUGUGCACAUUGCCCAGCACACAGAAUUGCGGUCUGGGGGAUCAGGAGACGGAUCCUCCUCUUGAACGUGGGGCAGGAGGCUGCGAUGAUUACCCCUUCUUUUACGUUAAUGCAAGCCGCAAAACCCACAUCUUGGUCUUGGCCACCACUCGUAGCGGCUCAUCUUUUGUUGGCCAACUUCUCAACCAGCACCAAGAGGUUUUUUACCUGUUUGAACCUCUUUAUCAUGUCCAGACCACAUUGAUGCCCCGUUUGUCCCACAGCCACAAUACAGCAGACCGCCGUGUGAUGCUGGGGGCUAGCCGAGACCUAUUAAGAAGUCUAUAUGGUUGCGACCUAUAUUUCCUUGAGAGCUACAUCAAACCAACACCAACAAACCACACCACAGACAAACUUUUCCGCCGUGGUGCAAGCCGGGCGUUGUGCCAGCAACCUGUAUGUGAUGCCUAUGGCCCAGCAGAUGUUAAUGUAGAAGAGGGGGACUGUGUAAAGAAAUGCGCACUUCUUAACUUGACCUUGGCAACCGAAGCCUGUCGAGAGAAACAACAUGUGGCCAUCAAGACUGUCCGUGUCCCAGAGAUUGGGGACUUGCGCGCCUUGUUGGAGGACCCCAGACUGAAUAUCAAAGUGAUCCAACUUGUCAGAGACCCUCGUGGUAUCCUGUCAUCCCGGAUUGAGACAUUCAGGGAUACAUACCGGCUGUGGCGUAUAUGGAGGGCCACAGGGCGAAAGCCCUACAACCUUGACUUGAGUCAACUCACUGUUGUCUGUGAAGACUACCGAAGCUCUGUUUCUACUGGUCUCAGCCAUCCCUACUGGUUGAAAGGGAAAUAUAUGUUGGUUCGCUACGAAGAUUUGGCGAAAAAUCCACUCGCCAAGACGAAGGAGAUCUAUGACUAUCUGGGGCUCCCCUUGGAUAAAAAUGUGGAAGACUGGAUACUGGCAAACACUCAUGGCAGCAAUGAGCCAUCAGCCAAACACAAAUUUGGUACAUUGAGAGACUCCGCGGCUAAUGCAGAGAGUUGGCGCUUGAAACUGUCUUAUGACAUGGUAGAAUACACCCAAACCAUGUGUCAAAAGGUUCUCCAACAAUUGGGAUACAAGGCUGUGAGGUCGGUCGAGCAACUGAAAAACAUGUCUAUCUCUCUGGUGCAAGACAAAAGCUUUGUACCCUUUUUGUAA
Syngnathoides biaculeatus (alligator pipefish) is the source of this 1457-nucleotide messenger RNA. RefSeq names its product carbohydrate (keratan sulfate Gal-6) sulfotransferase 1 (gene chst1). NCBI's taxonomy places the organism in Eukaryota, Metazoa, Chordata, Actinopteri, Syngnathiformes, Syngnathidae. The record is from RefSeq and is a predicted model, not a curated record. Gene Ontology annotation, cellular component: Golgi membrane. The coding region runs from base 180 to 1457 and encodes 425 amino acids. Gene Ontology annotation, molecular function: N-acetylglucosamine 6-O-sulfotransferase activity; keratan sulfotransferase activity. Gene Ontology annotation, biological process: N-acetylglucosamine metabolic process; keratan sulfate proteoglycan metabolic process; carbohydrate metabolic process. The transcript has 2 exons.